Peromyscus eremicus (cactus mouse) is the source of this 783-nucleotide messenger RNA. It is a transcript of the gene Klk8, whose product is annotated as kallikrein related peptidase 8. The coding region runs from base 1 to 783 and encodes 260 amino acids. NCBI's taxonomy places the organism in Eukaryota, Metazoa, Chordata, Mammalia, Rodentia, Cricetidae. Gene Ontology annotation, biological process: proteolysis; neuron projection morphogenesis; memory. The transcript is spliced from 5 exons. Gene Ontology annotation, molecular function: serine-type endopeptidase activity. The record is from RefSeq and is a predicted model, not a curated record.
AUGGGACGCCCCCCACCCUGUGCAACCCAGACGUGGAUCCUUCUGUUUCUGCUGAUGGGAGCGUGGGCAGGACUCACCAGAGCUCAGGGAUCCAAGGUCCUGGAGGGUCAGGAGUGUGAACCCCACUCCCAGCCUUGGCAGACAGCCUUGUUCCAGGGCCCGAGACUGGUCUGCGGGGGUGUCCUGGUAGGAGACAACUGGGUCCUCACUGCAGCCCACUGCAAAAAACAGAAGUACUCAGUGCGCCUGGGAGAUCACAGCCUGCAGAGUAGAGAUGAGCCAGAACAGGAGAUCCAGGUGGCUCAGUCUAUCCAGCAUCCUUGCUACAACAGUAGCAACCCAGAGGACCACAGUCACGACGUAAUGCUCAUUCGAAUGAGCCAUUCAGCAGACCUCGGGGACAAAGUAAAGGCCAUCAACCUGACCAAUCACUGUCCCAGAGUUGGCCAGAAGUGCACCAUAUCAGGCUGGGGCACUGUCACCAGUCCUCGAGAGAACUUUCCAGACACUCUCAACUGUGCACAAGUGGAAAUCUUUUCCCAGAACAAGUGUGAGAGAGCCUACCCGGGGAAGGUCAACGAAGGCAUGGUCUGUGCCGGCAGCAGCAACGGGGCUGACACUUGCCAGGGUGACUCAGGAGGUCCUCUGGUGUGCAACGGAAUGCUCCAGGGCAUCACAUCCUGGGGCUCAGACCCCUGUGGGAAACCUGAUAAACCUGGUGUCUACACCAACAUCUGCCGCUACACUGACUGGAUCACGAAGAUCAUGAACAACAGGGACUGA